Messenger RNA from Didymella exigua CBS 183.55, 435 nucleotides. RefSeq names its product Nucleotidylyl transferase. NCBI's taxonomy places the organism in Eukaryota, Fungi, Ascomycota, Dothideomycetes, Pleosporales, Didymellaceae. Gene Ontology annotation, biological process: CDP-choline pathway. The coding region runs from base 1 to 435 and encodes 144 amino acids. The record is from RefSeq and is a predicted model, not a curated record. The transcript is spliced from 2 exons. Gene Ontology annotation, molecular function: choline-phosphate cytidylyltransferase activity; phosphatidylcholine binding.
AUGAACUGCCAGACACGUGUCUAUGUUCACGGUGUCUGGGAUCUCUUUCAUUACGGUCACGUGAAAUUUCUCGAGAACGUAAAGCUGGCUAUGCCUGGCACGUAUCUUAUCGUAGGGGUAGUAGGCCAGGAAGGUCUACCUUCCUGCAAGAAAUCAGCAGUCAUGUCUGGAGCUGAGAGAAGCGAAAUGGUACGCGCGUGUAGAUAUGUCGACGAGGUCAUGGAUGACUGUCCCUAUUUCCUCCCACCUGACUUUGGGUCUCAGUUAUACAUCGAUUACUAUGGUUGUAGCGAAACAGCCUUAGCAAAAGCACUCUUCAAUCCCUUCAAGUUCUUGGAGGGACGAAGCAAAUUUGUGGUAAUUCCAAGGACUCCGCACGUCAGUUCGGCAGACAUAAUCAAGCGGAUCAUGGGCAAGUGCGACACAUAUUCUUGA